AUUAGAUAAGAAAUGUGUGUGGUGGUAUUGUUAAUCACAAUAUCAAAUGAUAUUAAUUCAAUAUGAACUGAACUUUAUUCUGAAUAAUUGGUACCUAAUAAAAUAAAAUAAAUCUUCUGGUAGCCAGGAGGUUCAAGGAUAGUUGUGGGUGCAUGGCGCACAUCCCCAGAUAACCGAAGAGCCGGCGCGGUGCGCUUGUGGCGCAACGCAGGGUCGGCGCCCGCGCCGCUCCCUCGCUACAAAUAACAGAAAUUUCGGCGCCGCCGCACAUUUACCAACAGACACCCAAUCGAUGCAAACUUCGCAAACAAACUCUGCAUCAAAAUAGAUCAGUCUCACACGUGCGAAAAUGAAGGUGUUUCUGACUUUAAUGUUCUGUCUGGCCAUGACACAAGGGAGAGUUACGCCCGACUACUUUCCGCAAUGCAGGAAGAGUGACCCAGAAAUAAAUAAGUGCAUCAUGCAAGCCAUCGAGGUAAUGCGGCCACGCCUGCGCGAGGGCAUUCCUGAGGUGCACAUUCCGGCUCUGGAGCCGUUCGCGGUGCCGACGCUGAAGCUGGACCGCACCCAGCCCAACCUGCGGCUAAAGGCUGUCGUCAAGAACAUCCGCGCCGUCGGCGGCUCCAACUUCAUCGUUGAGAAGCUUAAGUUGAACCUGAACAACAAGUACGCGGCGGAGGUGCGGCUGUCGCUGCCGAAACUGGCCGUGUCGGCGGACUACGACGUGCGCGGCUCGCGCCUGCUCGUGCUCGAGAUCGACGGCAAGGGCAAGCUGCGCGGCAACUUCACUGGAAUUUCUGUGAUCGCUAAGGGUGCGGCUAAGGUGGUGGAAAAGGAAGGCAUUCGCUACCUGCAGGCCGACAAGAUCGUCACUCGCGUGAAGGUCGGACACGGGCAGGUGGCCUUCGACGACACGGAGCGGCCGUUGGCAGCGGCGUCGGCGGCGAACUUCUUCAACGCCAGCCCAGGCGUGGUACUUGACAUCCUCAGCCCGCUGGUGGACGAGACGGCGGCGGCGGUCCUGAAGGCAUUCCUCAACAAGGUGCUGGCCAAGAUCCCCUUGCACGAAUUCCUACUGGAGGACGACCCCGCGCCCGCUGCUUAUACUGAACAUGCAAUCGAGCGAACGAAAUUUAAAAAUGGGCCCUCACAAAAUACCUACAUGAGACUCGAAUCAGAAAUCAUAGACCGCGAGCCAGGAACAGAUUUCGAUGACGUCAUGCGUAAUGUGGUAUCGACACCGAGAGGUAUACCAUGGGACACGAACGUUUUAGAGGACUUGGACUACGCGGACGACAUCGUGUUGAUUUCGCCUACUCUUGCUCAUCUAGAAGCCAAAAUUGAAAGUCUUAAAGAAGAGGCUGAUAGAAUGGGCCUGCGAAUCAACAGACCGGAGUGCCACUACAGGGACCCGGCGGUGAGCAAGUGCAUCGAGCGCGUGGCGACGGCGGCGCGCGGUGUGCUGGCGCGCGGCGCGCCCGCGCUUGGCGUGCAGCCGCUCGAGCCGCUGCGCGUGCCCAGCAUCCGCCUGCGCCAGCACAACGUGUCCGCGCGCAGCUUCAAGUACGACGCCUGGCUCGCCGACGUCACGCUCCACGGACUCACCGACUACUCCUUCAACCGAUUAGAUGUUUACCCGGAAGAGCUGAAGGUCACCACGAACAUCAGCUUGCCGCUUCUGGCCAUGUUUAGCGAGUAUGUGAUACUCGGGGAAUUCCAAAUGCUUCCCGUUGAAUCUACUGGGAAAAUGUCUGUCAACUUCACUCAGUGCACGGCGUCGAUCGAGGCGGUGGGCGCGCGCGCGCACAAGAGGCUGGUGGUGCGCGACGCCGCCGUGCGCCUGCGCUGCGCGGGCCCGUUGCACGCCGACCUCAUGGACGCGCACUCCUCCACCGGCGAAAUGGAAAUGAUAACGGAGCAUAUAGCGCGCAUGCACGCCGGCGACAUCGCGGGCGAGGUGCAGCCCGCGCUGGAGACUGCGCUGGCCAUGGUGCUGGAGGACGUGGCCAACAAGUUCCUCAAGCACCUCCCUGCCGACUCCCUUGAGCGAAGAAGUCCUUUCAUUAAACACAGUUUUUUUUUAAUUAAAAUGUGGAAAUUAAUAUGGCUCUUUAGUGGAGUCAGUUCAGUAUUUGCAGCAAUAGACAAAGGCUUCGUGAACUUCGGCGGGUUCGUGUGCCCUCGCGAGGAAAAGGCGCUAGGGCGCUGUCUACGCGAUGCUCUCAACGUCUACAUCCCGAAAUUAGCUACAGGAGUACCGGAGUACGGCGUGCCGGCGUGCGAGCCGCUGGUGGUAGGCGCGCUAUCGGUGCAGCAGGCGGCGGGACCGUUCGCCGUCACCUCCUCCUACACCGAUGUCACCGUGCGGGGCCCGUCCACCAUGCGCGUCAAGGACGUCCAAGUAGACUCUAAACAACAUAAAAUAGUGUCAGACUUGUACAUCCCCGAGCUGAGAGUGAAGGGCAACUACAAGCUAUCGGGGCAGCUGCUGAUGCUGCCCAUCGAAGGAGAGGGACAAUUCUCCGGGAAGUACGCGGAUAUCGACGCCAUGGUGUCGAUCUCGCUGGGGCGCGCGCCGCGGCAGCGCGCGCCGGACGCGCUAACUUGCGAGAGCCUGGCCGUCAAGUUCCACAUCGGCCAUGCGGAGCUGCAGCUCGACAACCUCUUUGGUGGAGAUGGGGAGUUAGGUAACGCCAUGAACAAGUUCUUGAAUGAAAACUGGCAGAAGCUGGCCGAGGAGCUGCAGACGCCGCUGGAGGAGGCUCUGCGCGACUUCCUCAAGCCGCUGGCCGACCACGCCUUCGGCAUGCUCCGCGCCGACGACGUGCUGGUUCUCUGACCGCACACCCACCGCCGACCAUCAUACCACAUCAACCUACAAACUCAUUCCUUAAAAGUCGUUCCACUUUGCUUUAACCCAUUUAGACAAAUUUACUGCACAAAAUACCGUUAAUUACCUACCCUCAAAUUUUAACUUAAGUAUAGUUGAGCUCAAAUUAGGUGAACUAUUUACACUCCACCAACCUAAGCCGAAAGGGGCUUCUGAUAGCUCUGCUUUUACGUAAGCCAUCUGUAUUUUACAAUGUCUUAAACUUAAUUAACAAAAACACAGUACAAGUACCUGUUUAUUUAUUACCUAGGUUAAGAUCACAAUUUAAAAAAUAAAUGAUUCGAAAUAUU
Cydia pomonella (codling moth) is the source of this 3180-nucleotide messenger RNA. RefSeq lists its product as uncharacterized. The record is from RefSeq and is a predicted model, not a curated record. The transcript is spliced from 18 exons. The coding region runs from base 350 to 2839 and encodes 829 amino acids. NCBI's taxonomy places the organism in Eukaryota, Metazoa, Arthropoda, Insecta, Lepidoptera, Tortricidae.